Molecule: messenger RNA, 7746 nt
Organism: Chelonia mydas (Green sea turtle)
Lineage: Eukaryota; Metazoa; Chordata; Testudines; Cheloniidae
Gene: BRINP3
Product: BMP/retinoic acid inducible neural specific 3
Exons: 8
Coding region: 5089-7389 (766 amino acids)
Biological process (GO): negative regulation of mitotic cell cycle; positive regulation of neuron differentiation
Source: RefSeq, a predicted model, not a curated record
UGAUGCUGUUCUUAAAGGGUCAGCUGCUGGAGAUAAGUAAAUGCCAGGGAAUCUCCGUUUUUAUUUUUAAAAGUCUCUAGCCUUCCUAGUUGCAGAAAAAAACUUGGAAAUGUGACCAAGUCACAAACUAGCAGACAAAGGAGUCACAAGAUAUUUAUAUUUGUUUUUUUUUUAAUCUCCUGCUUUUUAAGUCAAUCUCAUUUUUGGAUCCCUUACCCAUAAUUUUUGAACAAUUGGGGUUAGCAAUUUGUUGCCAUUUUACUUUACCUAACUUAAGCCCUCUAUCCUGCCUUACCCAUCUGACUGUAAAAUUAUAGCUGUUGCUCUACAACUACAUCAGCCAUACGAAGAAGAAGAUCCAUCUAUCUCACACUAGUUACCACUAUAUAUAGAUGCAAAGGAGAAUUAAUAGUAGAUAAACAGUAUUUCUGGUGGUGAAACCGCAUCCAAUCCCCAUGCUGAUUAACACACACACAGUUUCUGGCCAGAUGUGUUACUAGAUUAAUUUUCUCUUUGUGGAGGGCAGCCGAUCUCAGAAGAGUAGGACAAUAUACAGCAUCCCAUGGUGUGAGUUCGGGGAUAACUCAUGCAGGUUUCAGGUAUGCGUGUGAGUGUAUGACUUUGUAUUAAACAUAGAUAAAUAACUUUUUUUUUUAUUUGUGGAAGUUAGGAAGAAAAUAUACAGAAGCAGCUCGUUCCCCAUGAAUGAAAUGUUGAAAAAUACUAAAAUAGAGCUCUCCAGAAAAGGCAGGGGAGAAAGUCACUGGACUUCAGUGUAAUAGAUGGAACCAUGUCUCUAUUAAAACCAAGAUAUCAAGGUCAAAAUGUUUCUAUCAAAUAAAAUUCUAGCUUAUAUUCUGUUUGUUUUGUAUUGCGCAAACAUUCUAUUCAUUUACAGAUUUAGUUUAAUAACUGUGGGUGUUAAAAGAACUAGAGACUGAACAAGAAAGAUUCAAAAUCUGAGAAAUGUGACAAGCCAUUUAAAAAGAAAAAUAUAUACAGUAUAAAUAGAUGGCAAUUAAAUAUUCACUGGUGGGUUUUCUUGCUGAAUAUGCAAUCUUUUUUGACAUUUAAAUCACAGGUUUUUUAAAAAAAUCUCACUAAUGCAAAAACACUGACAACAUAAGGAGUCAAGAGAUUAAGGCUUUUUGCUUUAACUUUAAUUACUUUGUCAUAAUUUCAGUUAAGGGCAAGGCACUUUAGUAGGUUAUUACAUUUCUCCUCCCAAGUGUUUCAAAAGUCAAGUACAGUUUCCUCGGACUACAUAUGUAGUAUAUGAAAUAUUUAGAUGAAAAGUUAUAGCAGAAUAGGAUGCAGAGAAUUUAUUAUAGCUGGUAUGUAGGCAUUUUAAGAAGGUGGCAGUAUUGCUCACAUAAAAUGUUGUCAAUAGAAGGUUUUUUUUGUAAGAAACCAAUUGCAAUCUAAGUGUCAGUGCUGUAUUUGCCUGAUAAAUUACAUGCAGCCUCAAAAACUCCAAAAUAAACUUGUAUGUAGUUUUGGAAGAAAGAUGAGUUCAAAAAAGACAUUGAUAAUGAAGAAAAAGAAAAACAAAAACAAAUUGCUGUGUGAUACGUUGUUGCUGUGUGUAUGUGCAACUUUCACACACAUGAUUAAUGUUAAUAACACUUUUAUUGCACCAGUUUUUUCGGUAUUUAAGUAAAAUUCAACUGCUUGAAAUUUCAGUAUUCUGGCCCAUAAUGGAUAAUAUCUGGUGACCUUACAUUAGGGCCAUUGUAAACAUUAAUGGUGAAUGCACCCCUGACCAAUGCCUGCACAAGUCCUAUGCACCACUGAAGUGCUAUUUUGUGGGCUCAAGUGGAACUGAAGCAGCCACUAGGUCUUGAGCUGAUCCUCCGCACGGGGGUGAAUUUCACCCCAAAAUUGUUUUGCAUUUAUUUUCCUGAAGCUGUAGAACACAUAUAUGAAGUAUAAUAAUAACAGAGUAAACAUAUUAAUUUAAGAAAGAUUAGGUGAGGUGUUACUUGCUCAGCAAUUAGAGUUGAACUGCUCUGAAUAUUAAAAAUGUGGAUGUGUGUGCUGUGAAUACUAGACAUCAAAUGUAAAUCAAAUCACACUGUUUCCAUUGCAUCUUGAGAUGCCUUGCUAUGAAAUUAAAAUCACUAUAAUUAUGAAAAAAAAGAUUAAAGGGCCCGAUCUGAAGCCCCGUGAAAUCAGUGGAAGUAUUUCCAUUAAUUAUAUUGGGUUUUGGAUCAGGCCCUAAACAAAACCCUCUUGAACAGUAAUCUUCUGCAAAAUCAGCCUCCCCCCCCCUUAUCCUUUAUCAACAAGAUGACUUCAGAACAGUUCUGGCUAGGACAUCAUUAGGACUGGCAUAAAACCUAAAGAGAAAAACAGAAAGGCAUUAGCAUAUCAACAUGUCUUUAUCUAAAAAGUAUCCUUCAGAGCUUGCCAAUGUUCUUAAUAAUAAACCCACACACAAAGAUAGUGCUGCACGUGCACAACCUGGCACUGUUGAUUUAUCCUAUCCAUACAACUUCAUCUCACUGACUUUCUCUUGUGUUUUCCUGGGGAUUUUGUCCUUUUCAGAAAAUGGACAAUGUCCUUAUUGAAUAUCUUGAAUCCACAAGUCUAUUUGAUAGUCACUGCGGGUUUUAUGCACAACAAUCUUUGUUAAGGAGAACACUGAUCUUUACAUGAACAAAGUGACCUUUCCUCUCACUAGCAUUGGGGGGGGGGGGGGGGGAGGGAAAGCAAGGGGAAAGGAAGGAGGGGCGAAUCCUGUACUACUCUGACACUCGGGAAUCACUGAUGCUCUUAUAAAAAGACUAAUGGAAACGGAAUGUAAAACAAAGGUGUUGACCAGUUUACACACACACAUCACAGUCGAGUACAUGUAAAUGACUGUGAGAAAGCCAAACUGAGUGGUCAAUGAAAUCAUCAGAAAAAAAAAAUCUUACUGAAAAGCCGACAUCGUCUAGUACAUACAAUACAGCAUAGUGCCUUGUAUACAGUGUAAUCCCUACAAUACAACAAAGUGCAAUGUGUAUGCGGGUUAACAUAUACAGUCAUGUUGCGUAUUGAUGGGGCUCACUGAUCACUGGAAGCAUGGUAGAACAUGGCCAAGCUAUGUUACGCUUGUAAAAAUUCAAAGAUUGCACAGUUUCUUGCUGGGUCUGCAGGCUAUUCAUGUCGACAUAUUAAGGCAGGCAAUCAGGAAUUAGCUUUCAUUUAAUUAAUGUCAAAUUGUCAACUUCAAUAUAUGUCUAUAUACUGAGAGGGACAGUGAGGAUAUGGAGAAGGGGGAGCCCUGUGAUUGCUUGCCCCCGCCCUACACACACACCUUGAAAUUCACUACACACUCAAGAGCCACUGUUAUAGAAAAGAGAAAAGGAAAUUUUCCACUAACCCAGGUCGUGAUUUACAUGCAGAGAGCAAGCGAAUGAAUAGCGGCGAGAAGCGGUGCGCGUCUUUAGCCACAGCAGCAAAUAAGAUUACUUACUUACCAGGGACGCUUUGCACCAGGGGCAAUGUUUAUUCCCUCGAUCACCCACCUCAAGUCUCUCCAGGAAAUCAAUCUCCUGCAUUGCCCCCUCCCUCUCCGCCCAAGGAGAGAGAACAAGAUAGAGAGCGAGAGGGGAAAGAUAGGAGAGAGGGCAAACGGCUACCUGGGAGCUCAUUGUCUAAUGUCCCUGUGGGUGGAUAAACCUCGAAGCACAAAACCAGGCACCUGGGAUCAGCAGACGCUCAGCUGGGAAGGGAGGCUGCUCCUUGAGGAGGAGGAGGAGGAGGAGGGGGACCCUUAGGGAAGAAGCCUGACUUAGAACAAGAGGGUCUCAGAUAAAAGGCUUGGUUAAAAAGUAGCCGUAGGGAAUGGAGGGGGGGGGGGUUAAUCUUACCCGAUCCAUACUGUAGCUAUCGCUUGUUCAACUGCAGCCUGCGCGGCAAGAGGAUACAGGAACGGCACAGUCACGCCGGGGACAGCCGCAGCAGGGCCAUUUCCCACCGCCUUUGCCGAACGCGAAAACCAAACACAGAGCAUAGCCCCCGCCCCCGUCCACUCCCAGUCCCGCAAAGUGCCACCGCAGCCCCCCCGGCCCGGGGACCCGGCGGAAUCAAGCCCAUCGCCUUGCGCGGGGGAUUCACACUCUGACUGGGGGAGCUGGAGCCGCUGCUGGGCUGCUAGUCACUUUCCCUGUCUCCAAAAGCGCCGCGCUCCCGGCGCAGCUGCUUUCUGCUCCUUCUUCCCUGUAGCAUCUUCUACGCUACGCUUGUUCCUCGAGCAAAUCACUGUAGAUUUAGUCAAUGGUUUGGUGUGGUUAGUUCCCUCCGAGCGCGUACAUACACACACACACACACACACACACACACACACCAGGGUGUUUGCUCGCGGGGGUUCAGAGGAAAGCCAAGGGAAAGGCACUGACUUACCAUUCAAGUCCUAAUAAUCAUGAACCACAGCCCAGGGUAUCUCUAGAGAAGUACAGACCAGUGCAGUAUCUCCGAGGUUGCCCCCUCUUGAAUUCUCAUUGGAUCCUCCCCAGCUCCCUAAAUCAUCCCCGCUGCUAUAUCUAUCAGGAUGACUACAGCCACGCUCACCAGUAUCUCGUUGUCUCCACCACAUCCCUGUACUUCUCUGUGCAGAUUUCUCUGUGCUCCUUCCUCUCGAGCUGGGUUGGCAGAGCCUCUCGCCUUUUUUAACCUCUAGGAAGUCUCACGGUUUAUUAUUAUUAUUUCGCUCUUUUGCCUGAGGAUCAUCACAGAACCCACUCCCUUCCCCACACCUUCUCUUCACAUAUUUGUUUCUUUUUUCUGUUUGUUUCUUUGGGGGCUUGGGUGCACUCUUUCAAUCACUUCCAUCCUUCCCCACCCCCUCCCCUCACACACACACACACACACACACACACACAAAAGUGGGUUCUUUUCCUUGGUGCUGUGCCACCAGGAACUGCUGAUUAUUUCUAAAGGGCCAUCACCAUGCAGCUCACUUUUUUAGCUUGAAACUGAAGAGCAUGGACUGUCUGCUUGGAUUCUGGCUACGUUUCGCUCACAAUCAUCUCGCUUCCUGAAAUUUCAUCUGGUGUUGAGGGAAAGCUAAGAGAAUGAAGACUCUAAGCCCACAGUGGAAGCAUGAUAUGGCGAUGCAGUGCUGGUGCUGAAUUGUUCUCUCUGAUGGCUCUAUGGGAGUGGAUAGCACUGAGUCUUCAUUGCUGGGUUUUAGCGGUUGCUGCUGUUUCGGAUCAGCAUGCCACAAGCUCCUUCGACUGGCUCCUCUCUGAUAAGGGACCCUUCCAUCGCUCACAGGAAUACACAGAUUUUGUGGACAGAAGUCGACAGGGAUUUAGCACAAGAUACAAGAUUUACAGAGAGUUUGGCCGCUGGAAAGUAAACAAUCUAGCUGUUGAAAGAAGAAAUUUCCUCGGCUCCCCACUGCCUCUCGCACCAGAAUUCUUUCGCAACAUAAGACUACUAGGACGUCGCCCAACCCUUCAGCAAAUCACAGAGAACCUUAUCAAGAAAUAUGGGACACAUUUCCUACUGUCAGCUACCUUGGGAGGAGAGGAGUCACUCACAAUUUUUGUGGACAAGCGGAAGCUGAGUAAGCGAUCAGAAGGAAAUGAUCCCAGCACCAACAGUUCUUCUGUGACUCUGGAGACUCUGCACCAACUGGCAGCCUCUUACUUCAUUGACAGGGACAGUACUCUCCGUAGACUUCACCAUAUUCAAAUUGCCUCCACUGCCAUCAAGGUAACAGAAACCCGGACUGGUCCUCUUGGCUGCAGUAACUAUGACAACCUAGAUUCUGUCAGUUCUGUUCUGGUUCAGAGUCCUGAAAAUAAGAUUCAGUUACAAGGUCUUCAGCUCAUCCUGCCUGAAUAUCUGCAGGAGCGUUUUGUGCAGGCAGCUUUGAGUUAUAUUGCCUGCAAUUCAGAGGGGGAGUUUAUCUGCAGAGAUAAUGAUUGCUGGUGUCAGUGUGGCCCCAAAUUCCCAGAGUGCAACUGUCCGUACAUGGACAUUCAAGCCAUGGAAGAAACCCUGCUUCGCAUAAGUGAAACCUGGAAUGCUUACAACAGCGAAUUUGAAGAGUCAGAUGAAUUCAAGUUCUUUAUGAAAAGGCUGCCCAUGAACUAUUUCCUCAACACGUCUACCAUAAUGCAUUUGUGGACAAUGGAUUCUAAUUUUCAGCGUCGCUAUGAGCAACUGGAAAACAGCAUGAAACAACUUUUCCUUAAGGCACAGAAAAUUGUACACAAGCUCUUUAGCCUAAGUAAGAGGUGCCAUAAACAGCCACUCAUCAGCUUGCCAAGACAGAGAUCGUCAAUCUACUGGCUAAACCGCAUCCAGUCCUUUCUGUACUGCAAUGAAAAUGGUCUUCUGGGAAGCUUUUCUGAAGAGACUCAUUCGUGCACCUGCCCUAAUGAUCAGGUAGCCUGCAAUGGGUUCCUUCCCUGCAUUGUGGGAGAUGGCUCUGCAUGCUUGACCUGUGCACCUGACAACCGCACCCGCUGUGGGAACUGUAAUACUGGAUACAUGCUGAGCCAAGGGCUUUGCAAGCCUGAAGUGGCAGACUCCACAGAGCACUACAUUGGGUUUGAGACAGAUCUUCAGGACCUGGAGAUGAAGUAUUUAUUGCAAAAAACAGACCGGAGGAUUGAAGUCCAUGCCAUUUUCAUCAGCAAUGACAUGCGCCUCAAUAGCUGGUUCGAUCCCUCCUGGCGCAAACGGAUGCUCCUUACCCUUAAGAGUAACAAGUACAAGUCUAGCUUGGUCCAUAUGAUACUGGGUAUCUCUCUUCAAAUUUGCCUAACAAAAAACAGCACCUUGGAACCUGUUCUAGCUGUUUAUGUCAACCCUUUUGGAGGCAGCCACUCUGAAAGCUGGUUCAUGCCUGUGAAUGAAAACAGUUUCCCAGACUGGGAGCGGACUAAGCUGGACUUACCUCUUCAGUGUUAUAACUGGACGCUGACUCUAGGCAACAAGUGGAAGACAUUUUUUGAAACAGUACAUAUCUACUUGAGGAGUCGAAUUAAGUCAAAUGGUCCCAAUGGCAAUGAAAGCAUCUACUACGAACCCCUGGAAUUUAUCGAUCCUUCACGUAACCUAGGCUACAUGAAAAUCAACAACAUCCAAGUGUUUGGCUACAGCAUGCACUUUGACCCUGAAGCAAUUCGGGACUUAAUUUUGCAGCUGGACUACCCCUAUACUCAGGGAUCACAGGACUCAGCACUUUUGCAGCUAUUAGAGAUACGGGACCGUGUAAAUAAACUCUCCCCGCCUGGCCAGCGUCGUCUAGACCUGUUCUCUUGCUUGCUACGUCAUAGACUCAAACUAUCUACCAGUGAGGUGGUGAGGAUUCAAUCCGCUUUGCAGGCCUUUAAUGCCAAAUUACCAAACACAGUGGAUUAUGACACAACCAAAUUAUGUAGUUAACCAUCAAUGUGAAGCACAAUACAAAACCUUGAAGGAGUUUUUACAGUGCUUUUGUGGAACAGUUUAUGUUUGGAAGAGUAAAUUUAAAUUGUCUUUUCAAUAUCUGUCUUAUAUCAGUCAAUACCAUUGGAUGGCAAUUUACACACAUGAACUUGCUGACAAUGAAUAUAUUAUACCUGCAGUUUUGGUUUAUGAAUGAAAUAAAUACUGACACCAGUCUAGAAGACAUUCUACUUUUUACAAUAAAUUUCAUUUGUAAUUUUAUAUGUUCCGUGGCAAUGCUUUUGUGCAUUACAUCCUCUAGAGGGAACAUAAAACGAUACCAAUAAAAUUUUGUAGCUGAACAGUUAUUAAAAA